Messenger RNA from Triticum aestivum (bread wheat), 2175 nucleotides. RefSeq lists its product as uncharacterized. Lineage: Eukaryota; Viridiplantae; Streptophyta; Magnoliopsida; Poales; Poaceae. The coding region runs from base 227 to 1234 and encodes 335 amino acids. The record is from RefSeq and is a predicted model, not a curated record. The transcript has a single exon.
AUUCACACGAAUCUCCGCAUAAGAUCAAUGAUAUAGGACUAAGAUAUGCAAUACUUAUGGCACAUCUAGAUGUGUUUUAGCAAAACUGAUCCUUAUUUAUUCACGUCCAUCGAAAAAGCUAGCGUGAAAUAACAAGGAAAGAGAAGUUGCCGUCAUCCAGAGAUCCCAUUGAUCACGAAAUUGCGGCAAUCCCGCAAGGGUUUUUAUCUCGGUUAUCGAAUUGGCGAUGACCACCAUGGACUCCCUCAAGGACGACAACGUGGAGGAGAUCCUGCUCCGCCUCCCAUCGUGGGCCCCCCUCGGGCACGCCGUGCGCGCCUCUGGCCGCCUGCGCCGCGUCGCCUCCAACCCCGGCUUCCUCCGCUGCUUCCGCGCACGCCACGCCUCGUCGUCGCCCCACGGCUUCCUCGGCGUCUUCUCCCGCUGGCAACCCUCCGGCCUCCCCCUCUUCCACCUCGCGGGCCCAGCCCGGUCCGACCCCGGCCUCGUCGCCAUCGCGCACGCCGGCGACUUCCUGCUCGCCUGCCUCGAGGACGACCCGGCGUGGCGCCUCCACGACUGCCGCAACGGCCGCCUCCUCCUCUCCAGAGGCAGAGGAUCUCUCUCCGUCUACGACCCCAUCUCUCUCCGCCGCAUCGACAUAGACCGCCCGCACGACGACCCCUUUCCGGACGGCUACAUCGCCGACGCCAACUGCCUGGUCGACGACGGCGACGCUUCCUUCCGCGUGGUCUCCUUGCAGGUGGACGGUCGCCGCAGGCUGCGGGCCGUCGAGUACGACUCCAGAUCACACGGGUGGCGCUUCCAUCCUUGGGCGGCGGACACCGUCACGGCGCCCCCGGCGUACCAGACGAUGUACGCGGCCGGGCUCAUGUUCUGGAACCACGACGGGGACACCGCGGGGGCCUCGUCGCUCUUGCUCGACACCCGCACCAGGGACUUCUCCAUGCUCCCUCUCCCGGCAGCCAUUUCGGAGGCGCGCUCGAAUACCAGAGACCGACGACGGCAAGUGCUGCCUUGUGUGCGUCAAGGACCGCCGGCUGCAACUGUGGCUACUCAAGGAGAACCGUGGUGGUCGCAACCGCAAUAUUUGGGUGUUGGAGAAGGAAAAGCCAUGGAUGGAGCUGCUUGGCGGAUUCUGCCAGGUGCAGCACGUCGGGAAGGUGGUCGCCGGACUAGUCAUCGUUUGGGCAGGCACUGCCGGCGGGGAGUCGUUUCAUCAUUAUGCCAUUGAGAUAAAGAGCCUCAGCCUCAAGGCCAAGCUUUCUGUUGUUGGAGGUGGAACGGUGGUUCAUCCUUUUAUACUACCAUAUCCGCCUGCUGGGUUCUUGAGGCCUGCCACGCCACACGCGCCUCAGAUGGAUAUUUGCAAAGGUAUGCAUAUGUGUGAAUCCCAUUUUUCUGGUGUCUGGCUACUUACUAUCUAGAUCAGCUUGCUAGGAGAUAUAUGAGGACCCUAAUUCUUAGUUGCAAAAAUUAAUCAAAUCGUGCUUGCAAUAAUAUUUACUCCUUCGCCUCGUCCUAGAGGCGGCCGAGUAACAGUUUUCUUCGUGCAAAGGCCUCCUUGUGGCUGGCUGACGAUUCACGUGAAGCCCCCUUGUUGACGGCGGCGACCUCGCCGUGAAUUUGCUCGGCGACGGUAUCUACACCUGGGUGACACUUGCGUACCAAGCAACGAGAGGGGGUGGCGGAGAAGGCGACCCAGGCGGGGAGGGCGUGUGCUCAAUGUUGUAAGCUGCACGGUAUGCUCGUGGCCCCAGCGUACUUGCAGCCCCGCGCAGCAUGGUCGCUGCCAACUCCAGCGCCAUCCGGAGCAGCGCGCCCCCACACCGGGAAGCGGUGAGGCCGGGCUGCUGCGGAGGCCGCCCCAGUGGAGGAAGUCCUCGAGCGCGUCCUCGGUCUCGAAGGCGAUGUCGCAGGUCUUGCUAGAUCGAGUUUGGUAUGACGGUGGCCACGUCAUUGCAGUGUCCAUGUAGGAGUUGGAGUAGGAGGAAUGGAAGAGGCAACAACGGCGACGGCGGGGUCAUCAUCGUCGCCGCUCGCCACGGAGACGCAUAUCGCUGUUUACAAAAUGCAUAAGCUAAUUGUAAGUUUUACUCCACCAGAUAUAGGAGAUAGGCUAGACCUGGCUAAAAAAAAAAAAUGGUGUAAAAAUACUCCACUAAGCUUUACUCC